UCUUUUCCUCAAAUUCAUUUUUAUACUGAGAGAGGUUUUGCAGUUCGAAGAAGAAAGAACAAGUCGAAAGAGGCGAAAAUGGCGGAUGAAAUAGCCCUAGAUUUGGAGGAGCUUCGUCAGCUUCAAAGCGUCGCGAAACGACCUCGUAUCGUUUCUCUUAUCAACUCUGAAAUCUCCAAUUUGGAGAAGCUUUCGAAAGAUGCUAUAACCAAAGAAACCCCUAAAAUACCGGCUCCAAUAGCAGCAACCAAACAUGUGGUUACUGAUCCGGCGCUUAAGUAUGUCACACUUGCAUCAUUCAGCUGGGAUCAAGAUGAUGACAAAGUCAAGAUUUAUGUGUUUCUGGAGGGAGUUGAUCAGCAGAAAAUUGAAUCAGACUUCAAGCCUCAGUCGAUUGAUAUUAAAUUUCAUGAUGUCCAAGGUAAGAACUACCGCUAUGCCUUACCCAAGCUGAACAAGAAGAUUGAACCUGAGAAAUGUAAGCUGCUAGUUAAGCCCACAAGGGUAGUCAUCACUCUAUACAAAGCAUCCAGGGGUACGUGGACGGAUUUGCAUUACAAAGAGGAGAAGAUAAAGCCCGGCUUGGACAAGGAAAAAGAUCCAAUGGCAGGAAUUAUGGAUUUAAUGAAGAACAUGUACGAGGAAGGAGAUGAGGAAAUGAAGCGUACAAUUGGAAAAGCAUGGACAGAUGCUAGAUCAGGCAAAACAAUGGACCCUAUGAAGAACUUUAGUUGAACUGGGUUAACAGAUGUCAGUUAUUAGCUCUGUUGGAAUUGUUGGUUGAUGUCUGUUCUUAAGAUCGUGGUUGCUUUUGCAUGGGAAACUUGUGAGAAGCUAUGAACAAUUUUAUGAAUAUAUUUUGUCUAAUAUAUUGUGUGGAAGUACUUCCAUAGCA
Molecule: messenger RNA, 895 nt
Organism: Daucus carota subsp. sativus
Lineage: Eukaryota; Viridiplantae; Streptophyta; Magnoliopsida; Apiales; Apiaceae
Exons: 5
Coding region: 79-735 (218 amino acids)
Molecular function (GO): S100 protein binding; ubiquitin protein ligase binding; tubulin binding
Source: RefSeq, a predicted model, not a curated record